AGGAUAAUAGGGGGCGGGGGACUUUCCGCAGACACUUCCUGGUUUUAGUUCAGAAGGAAUCAAAGCGGCGAGGAAGGAGGAGGGAAGAGGGGUUUUCGCAGGACCAAAGGAAAUACUAAGAUGAAUUCUGCAGUCAUGUACUCCUCCUGCCAGCCUUCACAAAGGAGUAAGAGAAUGUAUUAUAUCCUGGUUGAAGAUGAACCCUAUGGCAGUAAGCUAUUUCCUGCAGGAAGCAUGUGCUACUUGGAUGAACUGUCUUACUUGCGGUAUAUGAGCAUGCAGUCUACUCGUUUUUGGAGGUUCAUCAUGGAAGAAGACGGCUCUGUUGUCACCAUGAGUGUUGAGAGGUUGCAGCUGCUGAAUGAGAAGAUAGCUGACUUCCUUUUGGCCGUCACCAAUGUUCGGGAACGGUUUAACUGCUUUCUGCAGAAGCACCUUCUGGAUGCUGCCAUGAACGCUCGACUUGGUCAACAAGUCUUGGUAGAAUUGAACCAUCAGACUUUCUCUGGCACCAUCUGCUAUAUUGGGAAGUUUCAUGGAAAUCAUUUGCCAUAUGGACACUGCCCUGUCUACUUUGGAGUAGAGUUGCAGGGUGAUGGGGAAGGCAAAGGCCACUGCGAUGGUUCCUAUAACGGGACGGGAUACUUCAAGUGUAAACAGGAUUGCGGCAUUUUUGUGCCGUUUAACAAACUCCGGUUUCUGCAAGGGCCGGAGAAUGGAAAGGGGAACGGGGCGGAGAAACUGGAUGAAGCCCAGGAGAUGCCGGUGAAAGUGGGGGACGCCAUUGGCUUCUAUGUGGAUGAUGCCUUCACACGCGGGAUUGCCAUGGAUGUAUACAAAGAGGGGGGCAUAUGGAUGGUUAAAGUGUGUACGGAAGAAGUCGGGUCAACAGACAAUUUCCGAGUUAUCCCCAUGGAUUACGUGGUGAAAGAGGAGCUUCUGUCUCCAGGGCUUGAGCUAGACACCGAUUUUGGACCUUUUCAAGAACAGCCGAAGCAGAUGGGAAGUGAGAGCGCAGAAGAGAAGGAAAGCAAGCCACCCUUGAGCAUCAACUCCGUGGUUCAGAUUAACCUAGAGAAGGGGAGCGCAGUCACGGGAACAAUCCGCUGGAUUGGCUGCCUGCCUAAAACUCAGCAGAAAAUGGCUGGGAUAGAGCUGGAUGAAGAGAAAGGAGUUUCAGAUGGUGAGUUUGAGGGCGUUCGCUAUUUCCUCUGCCCCCCAAAGCGGGGGCUCUUUGUGAAGAUGGAGGUGUGCCAGCCGGACAGACGCUUUCACCCUAAGGACCUGAUCUCCCAAGAGCCUAUUGAGCUGGAAAAAUACUCCAGUGCACCGGAUGCGCCGGAUGCAGUGCUGAGCAACUCCCCUCCCCUCCGGGACGACAUGGCGGUGAACAUCCUGCACGGGCGGAUGCGGGGCAUCCAAGGACAUUGCAACUCUUGCUACAUGGAUGCCGCGCUUUUCAGCCUCUUCUCUUGCACUUCCGUACUGGAUUCCAUGCUCUUCAUGCCGGCCCUCCCUCGGGAUUGGCACGUCCAGAAGAUCCUCCGAGACAAAAUUGUCAACCCUCUCAGGCAGAAUGGCUUUGUGGCCGCAAAAAGUGUGAUGGACCUCCGGCGCCAGUUGACGGAGAAGGGGGAGUGCUCCAGCUUUGCCACAUCUGAGAAAGACCCGGAGGAGUUCCUCAAUCUCAUUAUGCAUCACAUCCUGGGGAUAGAGCCACUUCUGAAACUGCAGUCCGGGGGCCUCAAGGAGCAAGAGUGCUACUGUUACCAGAUCUUCAUGGACAAGCAGGAGGACUUGGUGGUGCCCAACGUUCAGCAGCUGGUGGAGCAUUCCUUCCUGUCAUCCGAUCUCAAGCUGGUGGAGAUCCCGUCCUGCUUUAUCAUUCAAAUGCCACGUUUUGGGAAAGAAUACAAAAUGUUCAGCAAAAUCGUCCCUUCCUUGGAGUUGGACAUCACUGACCUGCUUCUGGAUAGUCCCCGGGAGUGCUUUGUGUGCGGAGACGUCGCCACCCAGGAAUGCUCUGCCUGCUUCAGAGACAAGAGGUUUGCAGACGUGGGGCUGAAGCAGUACUGCGACUCUUGCUGCAGCCAGGUCCACUCUCACUACCAUCGCAAAGGCCACCCGACCACCAAGCUGCACAUCCCCCAGGAGUUUCGCCGGGACGGCUCUUGCGGCGGAGUGCGGGUCCCUCGGGAGAAGCUGGAGCUCUUCGCCGUGCUCUGCAUCGAGACCAGUCACUACGUCUCCUUCGUGAAGUACGGGCCGGAGAAAGAGAACUGGAUGUUUUUCGACAGCAUGGCCGACAGGCACGGUGACGAGAAUGGCUACAACAUCCCCACGGUGACCCUGUGCCCGGAGGUGGCCAAGUACCUGGAGAUGCCGGUGGCCACCUUGGCCAUGCAGCAGCCCAGGGAGAUGGAGGGGGUGGCCAAGCGCCUCUUCUGCGACGCCUACAUGUACAUGUACCAGAGCAAGAAGAUGGCACUUUACAAGUGACGGCUGGGUCGCGUUGUGUCACCAACCAUGGAACAGAGAGGAUGAGGCUCCUCAAGAGUUAUUCCUCCAUCGUUUUCUUCUGAAACUUCACUUGUCCUGGUUGCUACUUUUGCAGAGCUACUUUUGAUGACAGGAGUCCGUGAAACAAUCCCUGAUUUGUCAGCAACCGUGGUAGAUCAUCAUCUCCGCUUCUGGAUCUACUGAGCCUUCCUCGCAUGUUGUUGGCAAUAGCAUGACCUGAUACUGUGAAAGCAGGACCCUGAGGCCGGGCUGGGACUGAGGCUGUUGGUGCGGUGGCACUGAAUUAGGAAGAGGUCCAGCCUGGUUUUCCUCACCUGGGUUCUGUGAAUCCAAAUCUUCAAUAGUUUCCCCUUCUCUGUAUAAAAACAUCUCAGGCAAACAAACUCUUUCAGCUUCUGGGUCUGACCUGGAAUCGUAAGGGACCAGCAAACAACUACUGAAUUGCACAUUGGGCUUGUCUGUAUUCUGGGUCUAUUAUGUGUAGCUGGCACAAUUGCACAUUGGGCUUGUAUUUUAUUAUGUGUAGCUGGCACACAAAUGGCCACUUUAGCUUUCUACAGCCCCCAAGUUUAGGUGCCAAGUGAGACUUUACAAUGAAGCUUGUUGGCAGUGAGGUUUCUGGCUCUGGCGAAAUGUUUAGGGGGAAAUAUUUACUAGUCUGUGGAAGUUUCCCCACCUUUUGUGCUUCAACCUUUCCAAUACUUACAGCAGGCAUGGUUCAACUUCGGCCCUCGCUCCAGGUGUUUUGGACUUCAACUCCCACAAUUCCUAACAGCCGGUAGGCUGUUAGGAAUUGUGGGAGUUGAAGUCCAAAACACCUGGAGCGAGGGCCGAAGUUGGACCAUGCCUGCAAUAGACCUACUGUGGCUGUGUAAUUAAUUUUAGCACUUCCUAAUUUUGACUGGGAUUUAAAGGUACAUAAUAAUUUUAAUAUAUACCUAUAUAUUGAUAAAUUAAAAGAACUGUUGCUGCUUUCUGUCAAGCAAUUGGUGUGCAAUAAAACCAGGGUGAGGAGAGGACAAAGUGCCUUACAUGCAGGGAUUGUGUAUCUGUGAUUGUCACCAGUGUUUCUGCACUUUUGGGGAUGUCGCUCUGGUGCUUCUGAAUCAUAUCCGCAAACUGUUUGAACCCAUGGUCUCUCAGAGACAAACCAAUGAAUGCAAGUCCCUUGGCAAUAAACAUGGCUAUGUCACGACUGUUCCGUCCAAAAAACUAGGUCUCGAGAUCCUACUUAGGUGGAACCGUCUUCUGUGCAAUGUCUUGUCACCUUGGCUGUUUUGAUCAAGGUUUCUGCCUCCCUCCCUCCCCAGUCUGUUGUUUCAACCCUUGCAGUCUGUGUAGGCAUUAAUUUAUUCUCUUUUAUUGUUUCUAUGACCUUUACUCAGGAAAAUAGAAGUAAUUUUUGAUAACAAUGUAUUCUCAGUUUCCAAUUAUAAAAUGUGUCUUUCAAUAAAAACUUUUUUUUUUACUCGA
Molecule: messenger RNA, 3993 nt
Organism: Anolis carolinensis (green anole)
Lineage: Eukaryota; Metazoa; Chordata; Lepidosauria; Squamata; Anolidae
Product: ubiquitin carboxyl-terminal hydrolase CYLD
Exons: 15
Coding region: 121-2499 (792 amino acids)
Biological process (GO): protein K63-linked deubiquitination
Cellular component (GO): cytosol
Molecular function (GO): K63-linked deubiquitinase activity; cysteine-type deubiquitinase activity
Source: RefSeq, a predicted model, not a curated record